UGGCGGCAAUGCACACUGUCGUUGUUUGACAACCGCCAAUAAAACCCACGAAGAAGAACCCGAGGUCGGUUUGGAUAAUGGCGGGUGUUCUGACAGAAAAACAACUUGCUCGUCAUGUGUAUUCUUCGUUGGAGGCUGCGUCCUGUCCCUUGGUUGAAGGUCUGUACCUGCAGGAAGCAGACAGCAUGCUGCAGCUGCUGUGCUCCCCCUCACAGCACCGCACGGACAUACUAGCGUGGAUCUGCAGCAGUAUCAGCCCAAACUUCACCAGUUCAAAGGCGAUGUCAGUGAGAUCCAAGGAGCCUGAUGUUCUGACUAAAGAUGUGGCUGUUCUUGGGCAGGAACUUUUGCUAUGCAAAGCAUCUGAUGUGGACCUGAUUAGGGGUGAUGCAAGUCCUCGGCGGCAGCUUCAGUUUCUGGAGCAGCUUUUAACUUUGGUCCCAGGCGGCGUGAAGUCUGCCGGGCACGCAGCUGAUGGAGAGCUGCUGCUGAAGGAGUUCUUUGGUGCUGAGAGUCUGCCUCACCUCACACAGACACUCAGUCCUGCGUUUGACCCUUGGCCUACACACAUCAAGGCUCUGUGGAAGAACACAAAGUCAUCUUAUAAGCCAAACAGAGAAGAAAAUGGAGAUCUUGUUGCCCUCCUACAGGAGACUCAGUCAGCACUGGAGCAGCUGCAGUCAAAGUGUGUAUUCCUGAACAGCGAGGCCCAGAGUCCUCCCGCCUUCUCUCCAAGCUCACUGCGUGUAGCAGCGUCUGACCUCCAGCUACUGAUGGCCACCUUCAGCCAUGUUUAUGGGACAGACCUGAGAGUUUACUGCAGCAGAGACCCCCCCAGCUUCAGCUCAGAGACAGAAUGAAAUGAAAGAUAAUAAAACAACGAAUAAAAACACAUAAAACAUAAAAUCUUACAACAUUCCCUCCUGUUGUUAAUAUAUUUCACCCAUACUCUAUAGACUUCAGUAACAAUCACUUGCUCGCGCAUUUUCAAUUGCUACAUCAUGUGAAGUGCCUGAAAUUUUUAAACACAGUCUUCUUCUUCCUCAGUUGCUAUCGGGCUAUAAGCUUGUGCCAGGAAGAUUCCGGUUGCAGUGUCUUUAGCAACUUUCUUAAUCAAAGCUUUGAAACAUGGUACAAUACAACAAACAAUAAUGGCCAACAUCACUAAAAUACUGCAUAAGAUAGUUGCUAAUACUUUGAUUGUGUCUGUUCAUUACAUGGGUCUGAGUCAUUUGUUGUGGGCGAGUAACCAGCAUCGUCGUCGAGUCCUGUUGGGGACUGGGUCCUCUCCAUCUGAAAUGUCUGAAUGUUCAUUUUGCACGUCUAUGUCAGGCAUUGUUUAUGAGUGUCUGAGUAGUUACUUGAGUGAUGGGUUGCUCUUCUGGUUUUGCAGGUUGGACUGAUCUUCCGUUACUCUACCGGGCAGGUGGGGCUAGGUCGGGGCUCGGGCUACAAUGGGGUUUCUUCAGGUCGACCAAGUUCACCAGAUCACCUAGUGUGUCGACUGAAAGCGAGAAGUCAAGAGGGCGGGGUAUACCCAAUCUGCCCUCUCCUCCACUUACAGAUCACUAGAUGAUAGGUGGACUGGCGUCUGGGCUUGUGUCCCCUUGUACUUUUUUGGCGUGGCUCUGGUGGAUCCACGAAGGUCUUUCAGCGAUUUUGCACGCUGUCGGUGUUGUGAGCAGGACCUGAUAAGGGCCCUCCCACCUCGGAGAGCUCCAGUUUUUCCUCUGGAGUACCUUGAUCAGGAUCCAGUCGCCUGGUUUCAACCUGGAAGAGA
Molecule: messenger RNA, 1780 nt
Organism: Oreochromis aureus
Lineage: Eukaryota; Metazoa; Chordata; Actinopteri; Cichliformes; Cichlidae
Product: HAUS augmin-like complex subunit 7
Exons: 7
Coding region: 78-860 (260 amino acids)
Biological process (GO): spindle assembly; centrosome cycle
Cellular component (GO): HAUS complex
Molecular function (GO): microtubule minus-end binding
Source: RefSeq, a predicted model, not a curated record